AUGCGUUCUCAGGGUCAUCGCGACGCAGCAAAACCCGAAGGCGUAUCUCAUAUUCUAGGAUCUACUUUCUUCAGUGAGUUUGAGGUUCGACCAACAAGCGUUGAAACUAGAUCCCAGGACCUGCAACUACUGCUGCGUAAUGCGCUGUUUGGUUUGAUCAUCGCGCCACGCGUCGUUCUCCAAGAUACAGUCAUCGAACCUUUCUCCCCUAAGCACAAUGUGAUCGUUGGUCGUAAUGGAUCCGGCAAAAGUAACUUCUUUGCGGCCAUUCGUUUCGUUCUCAGUGAUGCCUACACUCACCUUGGCAGGGAAGAGCGCCAAGCUCUCUUGCACGAAGGCUCGGGCUCGGCCGUGAUGUCCGCGUACGUUGAAAUCAUCUUCGACAACUCAGACGAACGAUUCCCAACAGGCAAGCCGGAACUCGUGCUGCGCCGCACUAUUGGAAUUAAAAAGGACGAGUACACACUUGAUCGCAAGAAUGCGACCAAGAACGACGUCAUGAACCUCCUUGAGUCCGCCGGUUUCUCUCGUUCCAAUCCUUACUAUAUUGUGCCGCAGGGUCGCGUCACGGCAUUGACAAAUAUGAAAGAUUCGGAGCGUCUCGUUCUGUUGAAGGAAGUUGCCGGUACUCAAGUCUACGAAGCUCGACGUGCCGAGUCCCUGAAGAUCAUGCAAGAAACCAACAGCAAGCGCGCGAAGAUCGACGAACUGCUUGAUUACAUCAACGAACGAUUGGCUGAGCUUGAAGAAGAGAAAGAUGAGCUGAGGAACUAUCAGGAGAAGGAUAAAGAACGCCGAUGUCUCGAAUACACGAUCUACUCCCGUGAACAGCAUGAGAUCGCCAAUGUCCUCGAGAACCUUGAAGAGCAAAGACAGAACGGAGCAAUUGCGCAAAUCGACGCUGAGAUUGCGGAGUUCCGUCAACAAAUUGAGUUCUUGAAGGUUGACAAAGCACAACUAGAAGACGAGCGACGCGAAGCGUCAAAGUCAUUAGCGCAAAUUGAGCUACGUGCAAAGGCAUUGUCUGACAAUCAAGCCGCUGCUAUGGCCCUGAAGUCUCGCCACGACAACGAUCUUGAAGCCGUACAAAGCGCGAUUCAAGAGCGUGAGGAAGAGCUUCAAACCCUUCUCCCUCGAUUCAAUGCCUCCAAGGACGAGGAAGAUGCAGUGAAGGCUCGGCUCACGGAAUGCGAGACAUCCCGUCAACGCCUGUACGCCAAGCAAGGGCGUAAUUCACGAUUCAAAAACAAGUCAGAGCGGGAUAAGUGGCUGCAAAUGGAGAUCCGGGAAACACAUCGAUCCAUCGCAAAUGUGCAAGGUGUCGUGGCGCAGACACAAGAAGAUAUCAAAGACCUUGAGGGAGAGAUUGCCCUGCUUGAACCCGAGACCGAGCGUCUACGUAAGCAAAUUGAAGGUCGCGGCGAUACCAUGCACUCUGUGGACCAGCAGAUUCAAGAUGCCAAAGACGAGCGGGAUCGACUGAUGGAUCAACGAAAGGAAUUGUGGAGAGAAGAGGCAAAGCUUGACUCGGUCCUGUCAAGUGCCUCGCAGGAGAUGGAACGUUCUGAGCGAAUGCUCUCUCAUAUGAUGGACAAUAACACAAGCCGCGGUCUUGCGGCAGUCCGUCGCAUCAAACGUCAGCACAAUCUCGAGGGCGUCUAUGGUACUUUGGCGGAACUGUUAGAUGUUAGCGACAGAUAUCGAACCGCAGUCGAGGUAACAGCGGGCCAAAGCUUGUUCCACUACGUCGUCGAUAAUGAUGAAACCGCGACCAAGGUGCUUGAGAUCUUGCAGAAAGAGAAAGCUGGCCGCGUGACAUUCAUGCCUCUAAACCGUCUCCGCUCGAAGCCUCUUAACAUGCCUCGUGCAAGUGACACUAUUCCAAUGAUUGAGAAGAUACAGUUCGACCCGGCCUAUGAGCGAGCAUUCCAGCACGUGUUUGGGAAGACAAUCAUCUGUCCCAAUCUGCAGGUGGCUGCACAGUAUGCCCGAAGCCAUGGGGUCAACGCGAUCACUCCCGAGGGAGAUCGUUCUGAUAAGCGCGGAGCAUUGACUGGAGGUUAUCAUGAUUCGCGCCAAUCACGGUUGGAUGCUGUCAAGAACGUUGGGAAAUGGAGAGAUGAAUACGAAUUAAAGCGCAACCGCGGCGGAGAGAUUCGCAAAGAACUUGAGAAGCUUGACCAGCUUAUCACCAAAGCUGUCGGCGAGUUGCAGAAGCUGGAGCAACAAAAGCAUCAAGUGCAAAACAGCAGUGGACCCAUGCGACAAGAGCUCCGUAACAAGCGUGAUCUUCUGCAGAAGAAGACCGACACGCUCGACGCCAAGCGCCGCGCGCUGCGCAAUGUCGAGUCUAACCUGGCGGCUCUCAAUGACCAGGUGAAUGCCUUCCAGGGUGAAAUGUCGUCUUCCUUCCAAAAGGCUUUGACAAACGAAGAGGAGGCUCUGCUGGAGAAAUUGAGUGGUACAGUGCAAGAGCUUCGAAAGCAAUACCAAGAGCUGUCUCAUCGGCGGAGUGAACUUGAGGCACGUAAAUCUGUGCUCGAGGUUGAGCUUCGAGAGAACCUGAACCCUCGUCUCGAUCAGCUCCAAAAUCAAGAUGUGGAUAUGGCGGAAGAAGAGGUCCAGGGCAAUCUUAAGGAGACCCAGCGGGAGCAAAAGCGUCUGAGUAAAGCCUUGGAGAAGCUCAAUGGGCGCCUCCAACAAGUUGAUGCCUCUAUCGAGGAGGCCACUGCCAAGGUUGGCGAGUCGCAGCAGCGCAGUGCUGACUUGCGACGUGAGAUGGAAGACUUGGCCCGAUCCAUCGAGAAGCACCGGAGACGUAUGGAGAAAAGCAUGCAAAAGAAGGCAGCUCUAACCAAGCAGGCCGCGGAAUGUGCUGCAAACAUUCGCGACCUUGGUGUUCUGCCUGACGAAGCUUUCACGAAAUACAAAAACACCGAUUCAAAUGCGGUUGUGAAAAAGCUGCACAAAACCAACGAGGCCCUGAAGAAGUAUUCCCACGUCAACAAGAAGGCAUUCGAGCAGUACAAUAGUUUUACCAAGCAGCGCGAAACCCUGACAACCCGUCGCGAAGAACUGGAUGCCUCGCAAAAAUCCAUCGACGACCUGAUCUCGGUCCUGGAUCAGCGCAAGGACGAGGCGAUUGAAAGAACCUUUAAGCAGGUUUCCCGGGAGUUUGCCACCGUCUUCGAGAAGCUGGUACCUGCCGGCCGUGGACGAUUGGUCAUUCAGCGCAAGACUGAUCGAACGGCCCGUGCCGAAGAUGAGCUCGACUCCGAAGACGAGGAAGCCCGACAAAGCGUGGAGAAUUACGUUGGCGUGGGCAUCAGUGUCAGUUUCAACAGUAAGCACGAUGACCAACAGCGAAUUCAGCAGUUGAGUGGUGGUCAAAAGAGUUUGUGUGCUCUUGCCCUCGUCUUUGCAAUUCAAGCUUGCGACCCGGCGCCUUUCUACCUCUUCGACGAGAUCGACGCCAACUUGGAUGCACAGUAUCGGACGGCUGUUGCUCAGAUGCUGCAGUCCAUCUCGGAUUCCACCAACGGCCAAUUCAUCUGCACUACUUUCCGCCCGGAGAUGCUGCACGUGGCUGAGAAGUGCUACGGCGUUAGCUUCAGUCAAAAGGCCAGUACGAUCGAUGUGGUCUCGAGGGAGGAGGCCCUCAAGUUCGUCGAGGGACAGAAGGCCUAA
Molecule: messenger RNA, 3687 nt
Organism: Penicillium diatomitis
Lineage: Eukaryota; Fungi; Ascomycota; Eurotiomycetes; Eurotiales; Aspergillaceae
Product: chromosome segregation protein SMC
Exons: 6
Coding region: 1-3687 (1228 amino acids)
Biological process (GO): mitotic sister chromatid cohesion
Cellular component (GO): chromosome
Molecular function (GO): ATP binding; protein binding; cohesin loader activity
Source: RefSeq, a predicted model, not a curated record